AUGCUCGUCAAUCCACCAGUCACCAUAGUACCCCAGCAGCAGCCGCCGCCGCAGCAGCAGACUCUUGGCGAGGGCUUGAAUCCGAACAGCUCCUCGGGCCAUCUCCAGUCCACUGGCACACUUGCCAACCUCCAAGACCAGCUCCUGGCAAUCUCGCUCCUGGAACAGAUCGACAUCUGGAACUGGGAGGUCUUUGAUUUUCAGGAUGCCACGGGAAGGCCUCUGUUUGCUCUCGGCCACUACCUCUUCACCAAAUCCGAGCUUAUUCGCGAGUUCCAUUUGCCCAACGACCGUUUGAUCAACUUUUUGUCCCGCAUAGAGCAGGGCUACCAUGCCGAUGUCCCAUACCACAACUCGACACAUGCCACCGAUGUCUUGCACGGAGCCAACUGGCUGCUGACGCAGUGCGCCGACAAGUUCGAGCCAACCAGCUUGGAACUCAUGGCACUCUACGUGGCUGCGAUCAUUCACGAUUUCGAGUAUCCUGGAUUGAACAACAACUACCUGAUCGCCACAGCCAACUCAAAAGCCAUCCUCUACAAUGACCGCUCUGUGCUUGAGAACCAUCACGCUGCAGCCGGCUUCGAUGUGCUUCUGCAGCCGGAAUGCAACUUCAUCAGCCACCUACCAAAGGACGACUAUACAGAACUCCGCCAGAUCGUCAUUGAUCUUGUAUUGGCAACAGAUCUUCAACACCACCACUUUUCGGUUAUGAGUAUGUUCAAGAAUAAGGUGAUCGUGACUGGUACAUUUGAUCCCAACACGAGCGAUGAAGACCGUCUGCUUUUGUUCAAGAUGUGCAUCAAAUGCGGAGAUGUAUCCAAUCCAACCAAAAAAUGGAGUAUAUACGAGCACUGGACCAAGCGGAUUCUCACAGAAUUCUUCCGUCAAGGUGACAAUGAGCUGCUCAACGGUCUUCCAAUCUCCCCCUAUUAUGAUCGCGAGAAUAUCUUUGUGCCGGGGUCGCAGCUUGGAUUUAUCGAUUUCAUUUGUGUAAGUGUCGGAUGA
Polychytrium aggregatum is the source of this 1008-nucleotide messenger RNA. RefSeq names its product catalytic domain of phosphodiesterase 4d. Bases 1 to 1008 code for a protein of 335 amino acids. The transcript is spliced from 6 exons. The record is from RefSeq and is a predicted model, not a curated record. Gene Ontology annotation, molecular function: 3',5'-cyclic-AMP phosphodiesterase activity. NCBI's taxonomy places the organism in Eukaryota, Fungi, Chytridiomycota, Chytridiomycetes, Polychytriales. Gene Ontology annotation, biological process: signal transduction.